AUGGAAAAUAAAUUGGAUGAAGUAAUGCUACGUAUUAAAACGGAAGCGUGGUGCGACUUUUAUGGAACAUCGUUUUUUUACUGGUCAUUCGAAGCAUUUGGCCCCACUUCAGACGCUUCUCAGUUGAAAAUAUUGGAUAAUCAGCAGCAAUCUGAUGGCGUAAUUAGUAGUAAGAUAGAAGAUGUUAGUCUCGAUGAAGGUGUGUCUGGUAACUGUAUUAUUAUCAAUGGAACAACGCAGGUUUUACUGGCAGAUUUGGUGUCAGCUUCAAGUUGCCUUGGUGACCCCGUAACAUGUACAUCGGGACUUUCUGUUGCAGUAUGGCUCCAUAUUUCCAGUAGUCAGAAAGAACCAUGUACUAUUCUGACGUCAGGAGCACACAGUACAAUGGCCAAAGGAUUUCACAUACACUACGGUGGAAGUGUCGAUCCUGGUGCAAGCGACUAUGGCCUACUGACCUUUGACAUUUACGAUGGGAGCACUUUAUGGUCGCAUGGUUACGAUAUACUAACAGAUCAGAAUACAGACUACUGGAAUCAUGUUGUAAUCGUAUGGAGCCAAACGAGUGCCACUAUGACCAUGUUUGUGAAUGGGGUAGAGAUCACAUCGAUCACGCCUGGUGUAGCUAAUACGCGGAAUUAUAAUACCGCUAAUACAUUGUAUUUGAAUGGCGAUGGUGGUACAUCGAUCUGUAACGCGCGAUACGACGAACUUGCUCUCUGGGAAAAUAGCUUGAGUAGUGUGGAUGUGUCUGCUCUAUACGACUCUGUAUAUGCCGUAACAACACCCACUAUUACAACUGAAUCGUCGACAUUUGCAGUCACUACAAUGGGAAAUACAGGAACAACCGAAGAAUUACUGGGAUUGGUGCAAAUCAAUGAACGGUUCAUUUCUGGGACAGACUCACUCCCAUCACUUAUUAGUAUGUUGAAACAAUUGACUAAUAUCACGAACAAUAAUCCUGAACUAACAUCGGAAGAACUGAUGAUAGCUUUGAAUAUUUUACAACAAGUAGCAGAGUUAGGGAAUUUUGAUAGUAAGAGUGCACUUGCCGAAGACAAGAAUGAAAUCAGAAAUAACUUUCUUGCUACUGUUGACAAUUUGAUCGAUAGUGAUUAUUCGCAUUUAUGGAGAGCAUCAGCACAGGAAAAUCCGAAUUCCGGCCUCGACUUAAUACACUCGAUGGAUGAGUUUGUUGCUGCAAUGAUCGUGGAUACCAAUUUUGAGGCAGUUGAUGUGAAAUCAGAUAACCUUGAGUUGAUAACAGAGGUGACCAAUGAUGACGUUGAUAUAGAACUAGAAUUCACGCAAGGAGAUAACCACGUGUACAUACCUUCGGAGGCUUUUUUAUCAGGAACUGUUGAACGUCGUGUCAUUGCGGUUCUUAUGAGUGGAAUAUCCGAAUUAUUGAACGAUGAACGAAAUGAUUCCAGCGGUACAAAUAUCAAUACGCCCAUUAUGUCAGUCACAAUCCAUCCUGAAGCAGUGGGCGAGACGUUUAGUAAAGAUGUUAGGAUAUUGUUCUCGAAUACAAAUACAAGUUUCUUUAGCCCAGAGUGUGUUUUCCUUGACGAAAAUUAUUUGUGGUCUGAUAGAGGGUGCCAUACGGGGACCACCACUGAAUCAAGCACAGAAUGCAUUUGCAACCAUCUUACAAACUUUGCAGUAUUGAUGUCAGUCAAUAAUAUUGAGCUAUCUGCUGCUGAUGAAACUGCACUCACUAUUAUUACGUAUGUUGGAUGUUCCCUGUCACUUAUUUGUCUCUUAUUGGCCCUGGCGUUACUUCUAUAUCUGAGAGAACUGACAUCUACACGUAUCAUAAUACUGAAAAACCUGAUAGUUGCAUUAAUGAUGGCGGAGAUGUUGUUUAUCACUGGCAUAAACGCCACACACAAUGAGACUCUGUGUACAGUUGUUGCUGUGUUGCUUCACUAUUUGUAUCUGGCUGUAUUUUCAUGGAUGUUGGUCCAGGGAGUUCAGCUUUUCAUGAAGAUAAGAAAAGUGUUUAAUUCCAACAUCCGGGUUCUUUACUUUUGUCUUUUCGGAUGGGGAUUUCCCGCCAUCGUUGUCGGGAUUACAUUAGCGCUUGAUUACCGUGGUUACGGAACAGAUUCUCAUUGUUGGUUAUCAGUUGAACGUGAUACUAUCUGGGCAUUUGUUGGUCCUGCUCUGCUCGUCAUUCUGGUAAACACCGUUGUUCUCAUUCUUGUGAUUAAAGUGUUUAUGAGCGUCAAAUCCAACAAAGACAAAACCGAUGUAGAGAAAAUAAGGUCUGGUGUGCGUGCAACGGCUUUAUUGCUGCCUUUACUGGGUUUAACCUGGGCGUUUGGUCUGCUGGCGAUUGACGAAUCAACAGUUGCUUUCCAGUACAUAUUCGCUAUUCUCAAUUCACUGCAGGUAGAUUUAGUACAUACUAUUGUGUUUGAACCAAUUUGA
This is a messenger RNA of Saccoglossus kowalevskii, 2436 nucleotides long. Its product is annotated as adhesion G protein-coupled receptor L4-like. Gene Ontology annotation, biological process: adenylate cyclase-activating G protein-coupled receptor signaling pathway; cell surface receptor signaling pathway. Gene Ontology annotation, molecular function: G protein-coupled receptor activity. The record is from RefSeq and is a predicted model, not a curated record. Gene Ontology annotation, cellular component: plasma membrane. NCBI's taxonomy places the organism in Eukaryota, Metazoa, Hemichordata, Enteropneusta, Harrimaniidae.